Molecule: messenger RNA, 1164 nt
Organism: Pestalotiopsis fici W106-1
Lineage: Eukaryota; Fungi; Ascomycota; Sordariomycetes; Amphisphaeriales; Sporocadaceae
Exons: 2
Coding region: 1-1164 (387 amino acids)
Biological process (GO): secondary metabolite biosynthetic process
Molecular function (GO): monooxygenase activity; FAD binding
Source: RefSeq, a predicted model, not a curated record
AUGGACCGGCUUAAAAGUGUAGCCAUCUCUACCGAGUUCCAAUUUUUCAAACACGAUGGUCACAAGCUCUUUGGGGCCAAUCUCGGCUCCCCUAACCUUCCCACGAUUUCAGUCAGUCGCCGAGAGUUUUACGAAUUGCUGCUCAACUAUGCACGAGAAAAUGGCAUUCGUAUCGAAACCGGCCAGACCGUGGAGGAUUUCUUCGAGACCCCAGAACACGGCGGUAUCCAUCUUGCGGAUGGACGCAGUGUAACGGCCGACGUGGUCGUUGCGGCAGACGGUGUCGGGUCCAAAUCGUUGCGUCUGAUCCGUGGCCAACACGAGACGCCCAUUAGCUCUGGCUUUGCUCUGUAUCGAACUAGCUACCCGACUGAGGUCGCGCUCAGCAACCCCCGUAUCGCGAGCUUUUUUGGCGACAAGCGAGAGUGGACUUCUUUGCACAUCGGCCCUGGAGCUCAUUUCUUCAUGGGUAUGUCGCCUACCGAGUUCAGCUGGGGCCUCACCCACAAGGACGACGGAACCUCUGUUGAAAGUUGGACACGUGUCGUUGAUGCGAGCGGCGCUCUCAGAUAUGUCGAGGGCUGGGAUGCUAUUGUUCAUGACGUGAUCAAGUCCACACCUGGCAAUCAGGCGACGGACUGGAAGCUGCGUUUUCGCGACCCUCAUCCCAAGUGGGUGUCCGACGGGGGCCGAGUUGUGCAAUGCGGAGACUCUGCCCAUGCAUUUGUGCCUUCGUCUGGAUACGGCGCCACCAUGGCCCUUGAGGACGCGUUUUCACUGGUAGCUUGUCUCACUAAAGGUGGUGUUGAGGGCGUUGCAACUGCUACAAAGGUUCAUAAUCAUCUUCGCUUUGAAAGAACUGCGAAUGCACAGAAGGUUGGCUACAAGUCGCGGGAGGCAUUUCAUCACACCAAUUGGGACGAGGUUGCCAAUAACCCGCGCAGCAUUGCCAAAUUCACUGGCAAGUGGCUCAACGUUCAUGAUCCCGAGCGAUACGCCUACGACAAUUAUGAUGCCUGCGCUGCUCAUUUAUUGAACCAAAAGCCUUUCCAAAACAUGAAUACUGUGCCCAAUCACGAUUUCAAGCUUUGGACUGUCCAGGAGCUGCUAGACAAGUCGGAACGGGGAGAAUCAAUCGAGGAUGAUGGAGAUUGGUACAAUUAG